Molecule: messenger RNA, 2570 nt
Organism: Nerophis ophidion (straightnose pipefish)
Lineage: Eukaryota; Metazoa; Chordata; Actinopteri; Syngnathiformes; Syngnathidae
Product: tetratricopeptide repeat protein 12-like
Exons: 21
Coding region: 215-2311 (698 amino acids)
Molecular function (GO): protein binding
Source: RefSeq, a predicted model, not a curated record
CUCUCCGUGGGGAGCUGACGUCACCACAACGCUGCCUUUCAACACAAUAGUCUUAUCACUUUUAGGCACUCUCGACAUAUAAGAAGAUAUUUUAUCAUUUUUAACCAUUUUAUCCGUCUAUAAGCUUUGCCUUUGAGAGAAUCUGCUCACGUUUAAAUAACGCGAGAACAGAUCCCCGGCCGUCUUGUUGAAGAAGAAAGUGCAACCAAACAACAUGGACUCCAGUGAAGACUUGGAAGUUUUUCUCAAGAAUGUCGACGAUAUAAGCAAUCUCGUGAAGGAUCUAAACUCAUCUGAUGUUAGAGUGCAGCAGAGAGCCAUCGAGGAAGCGGAUUGCCACAUUGCAGCGCUGAAUGGAUCCUGCAGAACAAAAGUCAACAAGACCAGAAUCAACACUGACGCACAUUCGAACGAACCGCUGAAUUCACAGACAGAAAGUGCAGAAAAUUUUAUGAAGCUUAUUGAGAGAGAUGUGGAAGACAGGAGGAAGAGGAGAAUCGCUCAGGAGAAAAAAGCCACUGCAUUAAAGGACAAAGGGAAUCAGGCCUAUGCCCAAGGAGCGUAUGAGACUGCUGUGAGUUAUUACAGUGAAGGCUUGGCCAAGCUACGCGACAAUCAGCAGUUGUAUACCAACAGGGCGCAGGCGUACAUCAAGCUGGAAAAGUACCAGGAGGCCAUCAGUGAUUGUGAAUGGGCCCUGAAGUGUAAUGAUAAAUGCACAAAAUCCUACCUCCACAUGGGAAAAGCAUAUCUGGCACUGAAGAAAUAUAACGACAGCAGAACGUGCUUUGAAAAGAUGUCCCUACUUGAACCACGGAUGGAGAAGCUGGCGAAAGAGUAUCUCACCAAGGUGGAGCUGGAUGAGAGAAAGGAGAGUCAAGAAAUGAACGCGAGACAAGACUUUGACAACGGAGUGGAGAAGGCCAAGCUGAUCCCUCAACUUCUGGAGAAGCUGUCGACACCUGGGCAGAUGCCGCUCUACUACUGCGGAGUACUGGAGAUUCUGUGCCAAGCUGCGAAUGACUGCACUGGCCAGACACUUUUCAGGCUGCACGAUGGUUUCAGCAUCAUUGACGGCAAUGACGCUGUGCGCAGUUGCUUGUUGCAGGAAACAAAUGACCCGAGCAGCCAGGACUUGUGUGUGUCUGUCAUCAAAGCAUGGAGAGUCAUUUGCAGCGAAAAUGAGGAAAACCAGAAGACUUUGAUGACAAGGCCAGCUUUCAAAGAGUCUUUUGUACCCUUGGUGUCAUCCGAUCAUGCUGCAAUACAGAAGGAAUGUCUAGACUUGUGGUGUUCGUACUCGCAGACGGAAUAUGGCAGACGUCUCGUCGCUGACAACUUGGAUGUUCCCCUGUUAACGAGGAGCCUCGUGGUGUGCAUCUCCAGGCCAGGACAGCGACGGGAGAACAGAGCGCUUCUCAUUUUGCAGAACUUGGCGACGGAGAAAAAAUUCUGCCGCCAGCUAAGGAGUGGACUGAUAGACUCUGUUGCCGUGCCACUUACAACAAUAUUGAGCGACAUUGGCGAGGCUGACCGACAUGUCGUGCCCACUCUAAUAUCAGCUGUUGGCGAACUGAUUAGAGACGAGGUCAACCGUCACGCCCUUGCUCAUGAUGCAGAGUGUUGGAAGGCCUUCCUGCUUGCCGUAAAGCAAUGCAUGUCUUGCAGCUAUAAGGAGAUUCUUUACGCCCUGCUUGGAUUGAUCAUCAACCUUUCUACUCUUACCUCACCUGUCAUUCAGGAACAGGCGGUCCGCCUGUGUGGCUGCUGCCUGGACCUGCUGAAGGAUGACCACGGCGGCCUCGUAACCAGAGCUUUGGGUGUGUUGAGCACCGUCCUCCCACAGUCCUCCGAGGCUGUUAAUCAUGUGGUUCAGGGACGUGUGGUAAAGACUGUGCGGCGACUGCUGAAGACAGCAGAAUCGACUGCCACUAAAUACGCCGUAAAGAUUCUGGUGGUGUGCACGGCUGCCAGCCACUCGGCCCGGCGGGACUUGGUGAAGUCUGACAGAACGCUAUCCCUUUUCCGCCGUUUGCUGAGCGCAAGCUGUGAUGAGAUGGUGUCAGGAAACGCGGCCCUGUGCCUGGCCCAUUGCCUGGAGUUGAAGGAUGUUGCCAGCAACCUGCUGGGCACGGAUAUCGUGCUUCAGCUGCUUCGCCACGCCGCAGGGGAUGCUAAGAGGACAGCCGUGCAGCAAAAUGCAGCCAUUGCUCUGGGGAAGCUGUGUCAAUCAGAGCCCAGACAUGUGAGCAGACUUCGAGACCUCCACGGCUUUGAGAUCCUGCACUCUUGUAUGAAGCUCGUCGAAUAAUGAAGUGAGAAAAUCUAUUUUGUAACUACAUAUUGUAUUAUUUCAUAAACAUUCAUAAUGCCCUUGAAUGACCUCGAUUCUCAAACCCGUGUGGAUAUAACUAAUUAACAUGAAGAUGCAGCGACGGUGGCGCCAGCUCACUCUGUCUUAACCGUAUUAACGUGAUUAAUAAUUUCCAAUACCACACCCGUCAUUAUGUAAAUAAUUGAGUGGAAUUUGGUUACAUAAAUCCAGGUUUGUCCUGAAUAUGUCAACAGUA